UGCUAAAAUACACAAGUGACAUAUAUUAUGAUUUAAUUACAAAAAAUAUGUUUUGUAGUGAAGCAGGAAAAUAUCUAUGGAGAUACUGGCCACAUGAAUUUAGCUCAAUUUAUUAUACUCAAAUCGAUGUAACCAAAUCAAAUGGCAAGUAAUCAGAUAUAUACUCAACCAAUAAUGUUUCAUGAAAAUUGGCCUUGAAAAUGAAACCAGACGGUAUAGGGAUGGUGCUGCGGAAUUUAACAGUCAAUAAUAUUUGCCAUUCAGACUCCGCCGUAUCCCCCAUCUCAAUAAUCUCAAAAUAAAUAACUGAACUCUGGAAAUUUUUCCAAAACUCAAAUAAACUCUAAUAACAAUAAAUAUCCCAACUAGCUCUUCAACUAUAUUUUUUGUCCAUCGAGGCUCUUUUUUCAAAGGAAAUGGGGGCAGGUAAAAGUCAAUUUACUGAAGAAGAGCUUCAAGAUUACCAGGACUUAACUUAUUUUACGAAAAAGGAAGUUUUAUACGCCCAUCAAAAAUUCAAAGCAUUAGCUCCUGAAAAAGUGGGACACAACAGAAAUGCAAAAUUGCCUAUGUCGAAAAUACUGCAAUAUCCCGAGCUCAGGGUCAAUCCUUUUGGAGAUAGAAUUUGCAAGGUAUUUAGUUCAAGUCAGGAUGGAGACUGUACGUUUGAAGAUUUUUUGGAUAUGACAUCUGUCUUUAGUGAUGCAGCACCAAAAGCAGUAAAGGCUGAACAUGCAUUCAGAAUAUUUGAUUUUGAUGGUGAUGAUAUGUUGGGUGUUGGGGAUCUCCGUCAAGUUAUCGAUCGUUUAACUGCUCCACAAAGACUGAGUGAGACUGAUAUACAACGUCUGCUUCAAUAUCUCCUAGAAGAAGCUGAUCUUGAUGACGACGGUGCGCUUAGUUUUGCCGAAUUUGAGCACAUAAUUGAGAAGAGCAGUGACUUUUCAAAGACAUUCCGAAUUCGUUUAUGAGAUUAAGGAUAAUUAGAAAUAUCAAAGAAUUCACAAUCGGUAUAGAAUUAAAAAUGAAAUAUCCAUAAUGCGACAAAAAAAAAUCAUGUUUUAUAAGAAAUAAAGUUAGGGCCUAAUAUGAAUCAUAAGUAUUGAAAGAAAUUGAAAUAAGUAAUAAUGAUUUGAUGGCCUACAUAUAUACUGCAAUUGUAAACAAUAUGAUAAAGAUAUUAAUGUCAAAUUAAUUGCUGCAAUCAACUGUUAGGUAAUCGAAUCUGAAAAAAAAAUUUUCUUCAAUAUCACGAGAACUAAGAAAGCGUAAACGAUUUUCACACACUCACACACACAUUAAAGAAAUAUAUGAUGUUUAUUUUGCAGAAAAAGAAGUAUUAAAAUCAUGACUCGAUUACUAAAUUCUCGAUUAAAAAUUGCCAAUUAUAGUAUUAAAUCAAAUAAAUAAGCCACUGAUCAUUUUCAAAUUUAUAGUAAUAACAAAAGAGUAGAAAGCCGCCAACCUAUUUCAGCAUUAUUUAUCAAUGAUAAACUGAAAAAAAUGAUAAUACUUAAUUAUUAAAAAUAAAAUUGGUAAAAA
Molecule: messenger RNA, 1542 nt
Organism: Diachasmimorpha longicaudata
Lineage: Eukaryota; Metazoa; Arthropoda; Insecta; Hymenoptera; Braconidae
Product: calcium and integrin-binding protein 1-like
Exons: 6
Coding region: 417-971 (184 amino acids)
Molecular function (GO): calcium ion binding; magnesium ion binding
Source: RefSeq, a predicted model, not a curated record